AUGGGGAAGCGGGAAGAAGUCGCCCCCGGAGCAGCCAUGCAGGGCUCCAAGCGCGCCCCCUCCGCGGCGGGCAGCGCAGGCAGUGGGCCAAUGUCGCGCGCUCUACCAGCACAGAUUCAGGACCAGUUAACGGCAUCCGCCGCGUCGCUGGCCAAUGCGUCGGGGGCGCUGCACCACCUGAGUGUGCUGGAUGGAGCCAAGUGCGCUCUACUGGAGGCGGGCGCGCUGAGGCACCUGGCGGCGGUGUUGCGCAAUGGCGGGGCGUCUUCCCCCGCAGCAUGGGAUGGGGCCCUGGGUGCGCUAUGGAAUGCGAGCCUGGUAGCCGGCAGCGAGGGCGCGUUGGCAGCAGCGGGGGCGCCAGGUUUCUUGUGCACAGGGGCACAGAGCAUGUGCCUACAGCUGCAGCGAUCGUGUGAGGACUGA
Messenger RNA from Monoraphidium neglectum, 423 nucleotides. RefSeq lists its product as hypothetical. The transcript has a single exon. Bases 1 to 423 code for a protein of 140 amino acids. NCBI's taxonomy places the organism in Eukaryota, Viridiplantae, Chlorophyta, Chlorophyceae, Sphaeropleales, Selenastraceae. The record is from RefSeq and is a predicted model, not a curated record.